This is a messenger RNA of Mirounga angustirostris (Northern elephant seal), 4024 nucleotides long. RefSeq names its product ciliogenesis associated kinase 1 (gene CILK1). Bases 39 to 1937 code for a protein of 632 amino acids. The record is from RefSeq and is a predicted model, not a curated record. Gene Ontology annotation, cellular component: cytoplasm; cilium; nucleus. NCBI's taxonomy places the organism in Eukaryota, Metazoa, Chordata, Mammalia, Carnivora, Phocidae. The transcript is spliced from 13 exons. Gene Ontology annotation, biological process: intraciliary transport; protein phosphorylation; intracellular signal transduction. Gene Ontology annotation, molecular function: ATP binding; protein serine/threonine kinase activity.
CGGCCCUGAGAUGAGUGUCCGGCCUGAGCGGGCACACCAUGAAUAGAUACACAACGAUCAAGCAACUCGGGGAUGGAACCUAUGGUUCCGUCCUACUGGGACGAAGCAUUGAAUCUGGGGAACUGAUUGCCAUUAAAAAAAUGAAAAGAAAGUUUUAUUCCUGGGAGGAAUGCAUGAACCUUCGGGAGGUUAAGUCUUUAAAGAAGCUCAACCAUGCCAAUGUGGUAAAAUUAAAAGAAGUUAUCAGGGAAAAUGAUCAUCUUUAUUUUAUCUUCGAGUACAUGAAGGAAAAUCUUUACCAGCUCAUUAAAGAAAGAAAUAAGUUGUUUCCUGAAUCUGCUAUAAGGAAUAUAAUGUACCAGAUAUUACAAGGACUUGCAUUUAUUCACAAACACGGCUUCUUCCACCGGGACUUAAAGCCUGAGAACCUCCUCUGCAUGGGCCCGGAACUUGUGAAAAUUGCAGACUUCGGGUUGGCCCGAGAAAUCCGAUCAAGACCCCCAUACACAGACUAUGUAUCUACCAGAUGGUACCGGGCUCCAGAAGUGCUCCUGAGGUCUACCAACUACAGCUCCCCCAUUGACAUCUGGGCGGUGGGCUGCAUCAUGGCCGAAGUGUACACCCUCAGGCCACUCUUCCCCGGGGCUAGUGAAAUUGACACCAUCUUCAAAAUUUGCCAGCUGCUGGGGACACCCAAAAAGACCGACUGGCCUGAAGGCUACCAACUCUCUAGUGCGAUGAAUUUCCGCUGGCCCCAGUGUGUACCCAAUAACUUAAAGACCCUGAUUCCCAAUGCGAGCAGCGAAGCCAUUCAGCUCCUGAGAGACAUGCUCCAGUGGGAUCCCAAGAAACGGCCAACAGCUAGUCAGGCUCUUCGAUAUCCUUACUUCCAGAUUGGGCAUCCACUGGGCAGCACCACACAGAGCCUUCAAGAUUCAGGAAAAGCACAGAAGGAUGUCCUGGAAAAGGCUGGCCCACCUCCUCACAUCAAGCCGGUCCCCCCCACCCAGCCCCCAACCAAGCCACACCCGCGGAUUUCUUCGAGACAACAUCAAGCCAGCCAGCCCCCUCAGCAUCUCAUGUACCCCUUCAAAGCAGAGGCUUCCAGGACAGAUCACCUGAACCAUCUCCCGGAGGACAAGCCAAGCCCGUUGCUCUUCCCAUCCCUCCAUACCAAGAAUCCUCCGUCGAAAAUGCUAGCUGGCCUGGAACACAAAAAUGGGGAGAUCAAGCCCAAGAGUCGGAGAAGGUGGGGGCUUGUGUCCCGGUCGACAAAGGAUUCCGAUGACUGGGCUGACUUGGAUGACUUGGAUUUCAGUCCGUCCCUCACCAAGAUUGACCUGAAAAACAAGAAUAGACAGAGUGAGGAGACUCUUUGCAGAUUUGAGAGUGUUCUGGACCUGAAGCCCUCUGAGCCCAUCAGUACAGGCAGCAGCGCCCCCACCCAGACCUCCUAUCAGAGGCGAGACACACCAACCCUGAGGUCUGCGGCCAAGCAACACUACCUGAAGCACUCACGAUACUUGCCUGGAAUAAAUAUGAGAAACGGCAUACUUCCAAAUCCAGGCAAGGAUUUUAUUCCAUCUAAUCCGUGGUCUAGUUCUGGUUUGUCUGGAAAAUCUUCAGGAACAGUAUCAGUAAUCAGCAAAAUAAAUUCCGUUGGUUCCAGUUCAACAAGUUCUAGUGGACUGACUGGAAACUAUAUCCCAUCCUUUCUGAAAAAAGAAGUUGGUUCUGCUGUGCAGAGGGUACACUUGGCACCUAUUCCAGACCCUUCUCCUGGCUAUUCUUCCCUGAAGGCUGUGAGACCUCAUCCCGGACGACCUUUCUUCCACACCCAGCCUAGAAGCACUCCCGGGCUGAUGCCCCGACCUCCAGCUGCCCAGCCAGUGCAUGGCCGGACCGACUGGGUUUCUAAGUACGCGUCUCGGCGAUGACCAGCAUGAAGCUUCUGGGCUCAGGGGAAAGCAAGACACGGUCCCUCGGCCAACUGGUGUUCUGCCGGCAAGAAACCGGCAGAUGGUGUGAAAGCAAACACUUUAUAGUUACUCUUCUGAACUAAGACAUUUCAAUAUUCUUUUUAAGAUUUUUUUUAAAUAUUGAUUUGAAUGCAAUACCCUUUUUUUGUACAAAAUUAUUUUAUUCUAAAACUGGGUCCCAUUAUUUUCUUAAACAGCGCAUUUUGUAUAUAUGGAUUAUGUUUUAGCAUUUUAUACAGUCAACUUUGUAAUGAACUUUUUAAGAAUUAAUUGAUUUUCCUUUGGGGUUCCAGAUAAUAUUUUAUACAGAUUUUUAAAAAUGUAAUAAUACUGAUGCAGUAUUGCAGCAGGGGUGCAAUUGAAGGCCACCCGAUAGAGGGUUAUUUACUCAACGCGGGCAGAUAUUUGUGAAGCGGUUAAAUUUUAAAUGUGGCACGCUGGUACUUCAGGCUUUCUUGGACCAACCUCAGCGCUAGAUAAAUGAUCUUCUGCUUUUCUCGAUAUCAGGUUAUUGGUUUGAUUUUGUGACACCACUGUGCUGUUCUAAAAAUACUAUUAUGCAAUGAAUUUCCCAGCUGGAAGAACUCUAAAUAGUUUUUGAAAUUUUUACAACAACCCUUUUUGGUGGUUGGAGAUAUGCAAGGUGGUUGGAGAUAUGAACCAGGUUUUAUUACGCUGGACCAUCACAUUCUAUUUUCUCCCGCUUUUUUUAUGUUUCCUCCAUUUUUGAAAUCCAGUUGUAUAAGUACCCCCAAAAGGGAAGCCUUUGAAGCCAACAGGUCUUUAACAUAAAGGUCAACACAGUCCGUUAAACUUGUAUCCCUAUCAAGAUGCACGACCAAAAAGCUAAGUUUCAAAGCAGCAGAAGAUUUUGUUAUUAUAAUAACUGAUCAACUUUUGCAUACAGCUCAGUUCUCCAGGCCUGGCUAGGAACAGACGACAAAGAACCUUCUGUCCUAACCACAUUCUCAGGGCACUUUGGGGAGCAGGAAAGAUUUAUGGGAGAGGUUCCACUGACCUGGGAAGUCCCGGCUACCACGAGGGUCAUGUCGGUAGCGUGCCACAUUUGAACUCUUAACCCUUGUGUAGUUUCUUCACACAGUGGGAACUCUAUUUGUUGGACAGAGGCUGUUCCAUUGAGAGGAAUGUUUACAGCAAUUUUGAAAAUGACAAAGCUAGUUUGGAGACAGAAAAAGACAAAAGGUCCGCUCUUCGUCCAUCUCUGUAGGGUACGUCUGCCUCCAGCAGUGGUUACCUGAAAGGCAGGAGGGAAGGUCUCCGCCAGGGAACACGAUACGAACUCAACAGUGUGUUGACUCACAUUCUCCCUGGCCCCAAGCUACUCUCAUUUGGUUCCAGGUUCCAGGAUCUAGCAGGUUGAGCCAUAUGAAAUUGUCUGUCAUUUCUGUAGGGUAAAAUGAUAGAUUAAAGUGAAUAUUGGCACUUUGGUAUGAUUCAACCCAAUAUGUGGGUAAAUUAUUGCUUUGAUGUAUUGGUAGUAAGUUGCAGCCUGAACAAAUUGCCAUGGCUCCCAAGGGGCCCUAAUCUAAAUCAGGGAGUAAUUUCUGCUUUGGAGAAUCUGGCACAACAAUGUACUUGACCAAGCACUAUGAUCCCUAGGGGCAUGAGAAAAGCACAUAAUGGAUGUGGAUUUGAUAGGUAAUAUUUUCUGUUAACAAACUGGCAGCAAAGCUUCAGAAAACAAAUAUGUAUAUGUAAGCACAACUUGAAGCUGAGUUCACUUCUGUAUUAUAUUCUCAACUCAUUAUCUAAAGCAACAGAAAAUGUGUUUUCAGAGAUGAGUCCUUUACUGCAAUUAAUAUUUAUUUUCCCUUUCUGUAUUAUAUAUAAAAAGUAAGUUAAUCUGUAACCUUACCCAGCUUGCUGGAAAGCUGGUUUUAAAUUGUAAAUACCUCUUAGAGAAGCGAAUGGAUUGUGAAUACCAUAUUCUUGGCACUCUAGCUUAUGUUAAGGUCAUGACAUUUUUUAAAUUGAAAAAACCUAGUCACCUGGUUAUUACACAUUAUAAAAUUGUUUUUGUAAUA